Podospora anserina S mat+ is the source of this 621-nucleotide messenger RNA. RefSeq lists its product as uncharacterized. Lineage: Eukaryota; Fungi; Ascomycota; Sordariomycetes; Sordariales; Podosporaceae. The transcript has 2 exons. The record is from RefSeq and is a predicted model, not a curated record. The coding region runs from base 1 to 621 and encodes 206 amino acids.
AUGUCCCCCAACAAAGCACCAAGCGCCGGCACCAAGGCAACCCCCAUAACCCAAGAAUCAGCCGGCCCCGUCAACCCCUCCUCCCUAGCUGCCGAAUCCCACCGUCACGGCGGCGCCUUCUCCGAAAACCCCACCUCCUCCGGCUCCUCCCCCGGCCAGCCAGCCUCCCAAUCCGAGUACGAAUCCUCCCUCUCCGGCACCACCGGCCGCCCCUCUAGCAAUUCCGCCUCCUUGGAAUCAGCCCAAAUGUCCAAAUCGUCCCAGUCGGAGUGCGGACAAAAGGGGAUGCGCUCCAAGUCGACCAAGACGGAGUCGUCAAAGACUGUGAGCAAUCCCGAGGGGCAGGGGGGCAAGGCACCGACUUAUGUCGAGAAUUUGAUUCAUACCGGUGCCGAGAGGGGCGGGAAGCCGCAUGGGAAGAAUCUGACAGAGGGUGGGUUUGAGGGGAGCGGGACGGUGGAGGGCCCGUUGCCUGAGCCCGGGAGUGAGGAUGACCCGGGACGGUCGGCGUUUAGGAAGCUGGCGGGGGCGAGCGCGGCUGGGAGCGGGGUGGCGAAGGGGUGGAAGGAGUCGGAGGGGAGGAAGGGGUUUUCGCAGUUGGGGGGUGAGGAGAGUGCUUAG